Rhodofomes roseus is the source of this 831-nucleotide messenger RNA. RefSeq names its product ClpP/crotonase-like domain-containing protein. Gene Ontology annotation, biological process: fatty acid beta-oxidation. Gene Ontology annotation, cellular component: peroxisome. The coding region runs from base 1 to 831 and encodes 276 amino acids. Gene Ontology annotation, molecular function: enoyl-CoA hydratase activity; delta(3)-delta(2)-enoyl-CoA isomerase activity. The record is from RefSeq and is a predicted model, not a curated record. The transcript has 7 exons. Lineage: Eukaryota; Fungi; Basidiomycota; Agaricomycetes; Polyporales; Fomitopsidaceae.
AUGUCCUACCCACUCGGUUUUCCCCCGGAGCAACCGCUCGUGACGGUCACUCAUCCUUCCGCAACUACAUGGCUGCUCGAGAUGCACAAUGGCGACGACAGUCGCUUCACAGAGAAGUUCAUAAACAAGGCUAUGAUGCCUGCGUUGGACGCUGUCGAACGCCACUGGCGAGAGAACUGGCGUGCAGCUAGAGCGGCGAAGGACAAGGAGGGCGGGAAGGGCACCCUCAUUAUCGUCGGUAAACGGACGCAGAACAAGUUCUUCAGUAACGGACUCGACUAUGACAACUUGGUGAAGGAUCCAAACUUCCACACGAACUUCUUCCCCCUGGUGUUCAAUCCCCUCAUCCGAAGGCUGUUCACUUUCCCGAUUCCUACGGUAGCAGCCAUCAAUGGCCACUGCUUCGCCGCCGCCUUCGGGCUCGCGAUAUGCUGUGAUUACCGCGUUAUGACCGACGGCAGCACUCGGAACGCUUGGAUGUGCAUGAAUGAGGUGCACUUCGGUGCCGGAUGGCCCCUGUCCUUCGUAGGAAUUUUCCGGGCAAAGGUCUCGGAUAACAGAGUCCUGCGCAAGAUCGCCUUGGAAGGGCAUCGCUUCACUCCUGCGGAGGCACUUGAUGCCGGUCUGGUAGACCACCUUGUCAAGGGCGACACGGCGGCGGUCAUUGCCAAGGCACGCCAGGUCGGUGAGUCUGUGAGCGGGAUGACUUAUGCAGGAGCGUGGGGUGUCAUCAAGCGUGACCUGUACAGGGAUGCAGUGGAGACGAGCGAGAGGACCGUAUUGCAAGCCAGUGUCCUCUCGGAGGAUGCAGCGGCUAAAGCGAGAUUGUGA